This is a messenger RNA of Zootermopsis nevadensis, 4756 nucleotides long. RefSeq lists its product as uncharacterized. The record is from RefSeq and is a predicted model, not a curated record. NCBI's taxonomy places the organism in Eukaryota, Metazoa, Arthropoda, Insecta, Blattodea, Termopsidae.
AGGAAAAUAACGAAAACCUUCAGUCAGGAUCGUAGGUCACCGUGCCACUAACCGCCUACGUUUCUUGCAUAUAUGAACUUGUUCUGUAUACCCUUAUACCCUCGUAUCGUAUUCCUCCUGCGUGUGGUUACCCAGUUUUUGUUUAUUUGUUUCAUUCUUCAGGACUAAUAUGACAUCUUACGCUUUGCAUAUUCAUCUUUGGACUAAAUAUGUUGUUUUGCCGUAAUUUAACACCUCGGAACUUGUGAUAGUUUUGUGUUUUAAGAACGUAAGUUACUAACAAGUGGAGUUUCAUCGGCGUAAGAAUUCAUUUUGCUGCAGAUCGAUAAGAUGGUCGCUGCUGGUUAAGGUCAACAUUCUUCAAUACGAAGCUCUCGUUUCGUGGUCUCUACUGGUAUUUGAGAUUAGCGAUGUAAAAAGAAACAAAUGCCUAUUGAAUAAAACUGAAAAAUCAUUUAUGAACCUCAUGAUGACACAGGCCAACUUGUGAAGUGCGUACUUUAACACACAAAACAUCUGUGCUUGAAAGGACAAUUGAAAUUCAUUUAGACAAAUAUCUUGUAUUUUCAAUUACGUGUUACUUUUUUAUCAAUCUCGUUCUGCUACAUUAAUCUUUUGGUUUUACAUAGGCGAUUUACAUGGAAUUAAGGGAACUGAUAAGGCAUCAUCCAAUGAAUUACGAGUCAGGGAAUCACGUGUUAAUGACGUCGUCUCCUUAGCAACCAUCGCUCCGCCUUCCCAAUGUGCUUAGCAACCGUAAACAAAACAGGCAGGUGGUCAGAGUAUUUGGUGGCAAAAGUGACUUGUGGAUUGGGGUUCUCCAAUGGAGUCCUAGGAGUUUUUCGUUCGUUGAACAGUCACGGCAGCGUGCGUGUACAUUUUAGAACGGAGUUCGUCAAUUCUCUGUUGAUUGUUCAUUGCUGUGCCCUAAGAGAUGAAUGAAAUGGUCCGGUGUUUGAAUUAUACGGAGUUAUGUUUCGUGGAUAUGCGACUGCUUUCGUAACUUCAGAAUGAGUGGAAAGAGAAAACCAUCGCCAGAAUCAUCGCUUACAUUAAUAUCACCAAACGCGUUGCUACUAUCGUCACCUUUCUGCACGUACCCAUUUUAUGGCGACGAUGAUAGAAAUUCGAGUAAGAACAACGGUGGAACAAGUUUCUUGAAGUUGAAUCAACAAAAAAUUAGAGAGUUGACAAAAUCAACAAAGAUUGUUCAAAGACCGCAAAAACAGAAGGCUGUGUUGUCGACGAGGUCGAAAACAUUCGAUUCGAUUCCGCCAUCUUUGGAAGUAAAUAACAAUCCCUUCCCUCCUUCAUCGUCGCCGUUUGAUUACGACAGCGUUCAUUCUCCUGGGGGAGUGAGUAACGCGUCAUCUGAGGGGCCCACUUAUGUGCGCACGCCGGGAUUCGAACACCACGCCCAAGAAUUCGAAAUCCAGAGGAAAAGACAGCAGUGCUCGAAGUCACACGCUCCUUUCGCGUCGCGCGUGGACGAACAGUUGAGUUGCAACGACCAGGACGCCGCGUGCGGUCAGGAACACGUUAGGAGCAGCAGCAAGGCGUCUCAGAAUGGUUCUGUUUCGAAUGCUACAAGUAAGAAGAAGAAGAGUGUGGUCUUCGGAACGUCGGAUGGUAAACAUGAAACUGAGGCGGUCAAAAAGACGGAUCCAUCUCAGCAGACGACAUCGAAACAUAAACCAAAGAAAGAACCUCUACCGAUGAAGUUGCGGGCUUUGCCUCAGUCAUUCUGGCAGCAGCCGAACAACACGAACUCCCUGUCGCCCGGGGCGGUCUACCCGGUCCUGCCGCCUCUUUCCUCGUUCGGUGCUGCCAAAGACGACGUGGAGAGCGUCGCUGCAGGUGUGAGAUCGACGUCUCCCCCCGAGGACGGACUUCACCCUCUGCGGGAAGUGAGCGUCGCAAACACAGAUCUGCUCUUCAGUCUCUUCAGAGGAAUCGAAGAGGAGCAGCCGAGAGUGACUGUAGUUCGCAGAGGAAGACCGAAGAAGCCCCCCUCCACCGUGCUGACGAGGGUUCUACGAGACGACGACCCUUGCCUGGUCAGCGCAGUCACCGAGUCCAUCCUGCCACUGAUCCCUGACAGGACUGGGUCAGGGUCUCACGCGUCUAGGCUUGCUCAGGGACAACAGGUCCUGGCCAUGGUUUCUCUGAAGGACGGUGACAAGUCGUUGUCGCUGCCCUCUCUGAACGUCGAACACAACUAUUCGCAGAUUCUGUCCGAGCUCGUCAUAAAACUUUAAAGCCGCCAGCGAGGAAUUCUCGGUCUGAACUGAGUUUGUAUUAUCAACGAGCUAGGCAGUCUCUUUCCUAGAAAAUGUCUGCAAGGUGAUAAAGAGUAGGGAUAAGGAAGGCGUCGUUCCACGGAUGGUCAGGUCUUGAAAGUUAAACGAACAUGAAUGGUGUACCACAUUGAACUGGAGACGUAAUAAUUAUUUCAGUUUGCUGUAGUAAUAUUGUUUACGUUGUCUUGUUCUGUAACAAUGUAGAGGUGUCUGUACAUUGUUACACGUCACGUGAGACUCCUUUGCUGUGUUAUCGGGCUCUCGUAAGAACACGGAUCAGUACAGAGAGAAACUGACAAUCAAGAAUUCUUAGACCGAGAUUCGAAUCCACUAUCAUACUCUUUGCUUUCGAUCAGUCGAAAGUACGCGACCAAAGAGACUGGCCGAUUUCGUCUGUGGCUCAAAAACUCGAAAGACGGUUCUUAAAGCGAACUGCCUUUAACCUAACGUACAAAUAUAUUGCUUUAUAAUGCAUAGUGUGAUACAUCUGUUUAUAGUCAAUAAACAAAUAGACCUAUAGUCACUACACCCAUUGAAGGAAAGCGAUAAAUAAUUGGGACCAAUGAAGACGAGCGAUCGAUUACUUUAUGAAAAAUUCUUAUCCCGUGGGAAUAAUUGCGAACUACUUUUUUCGAUUUUAUAGUUUAUUGAAAGUGAAUCCGCCCUCACACGUUGACGUAAGAAGCAUAUAAACGUGUUUAUUCUGUAAAGAGUUAUUCUUGGCAGUAAGCCUUUAUGCAAUUAGAAAUUAACGAUACUGCCAACGGAUGUUAAUUGAUUAACAGUUUAAUAUUAGUUGAUUAAUGCCUAAAUUAUGUCUAUCAUCGUUUACAAAAAAAAAAGUUUUUAAUUAUCAAAUGUACACUAUUACCUUAACGUGUUAUUAAAAGAACAUUAAUACUCAUAUAUAGUUAUUUAUUAAUCUGUUAAUAUAUAAAAGAAAAUAAUAGACUAUUACAAAUUAAUCGAAAAUUAAGAUUCGGAUAUUUUUUGAGUUCUUCUUUCGCCAUAGACUCAACCAGUUUUGGUUUCACUACUAUUAUCGUAAUUAUGACGACUAUUUUAUAAAAUGGCGGCACGGACUUAAAAUGUCUUCUACUGCGGAUUUGUAGUUUACUGUAUUCCCGCACUGACUUUGCUGAUCUUAGACAAGCUUCGGGUAAGAAAUAAGGCAUGAGUAUUGUGGAUCUCUGUGAAUUUAUUUAAGAUACUUUCCAUCAGUUUAAUAUCUCUGGAGGCUGUUCCAAAAACAUGCACUAUUAUAAAUUUGUAAAGCACGUGGUACAUAUAAGUACCGCUAGGUUUUAAGGUGUUAAGGAUUGUUUUCACGAAAAGCGAAACCAGUGUGACAGUACCUGUGUGUUGUACAAAAUGUUUGGAAAAAUGUGAAAUCAGAAAGAAAGUAACACGAUGUUGUGACACUACGUAUUUAUAUUAUAAUAUUCAACAUCAACUUUCCUUUUUGUUAUCACAUUAUAUUUACGCAACUGUUUACCCACGUUAUAAACGUAGCAUAGUUUAUUUGUUAAAGGGAUUUAAUUGUUUUUUAUAAAUGUGAAGUUCCUCUUAGAUUAAUGACAGAAACUUCAGAACAUCAAAAGAAACACUUUCUGUUUUGUUAACAAAAUAAUUGUCAAAGUUACAUCUCUAGGCUGGAUUUUUAACUCUCAAGCAGCUAUUUAAAACGCUUAGCAAACGCCCAGUGGACAAUUUUCAGUUAUAAAAUCCAAUUGGCUUGCAAAUAAGCAUAAUUAUCUGUGAAUAAUUUUGUCUUGUUCGAAAAAUGUAAGUUGAGUAGCUCGUGACGUAGUAUAAAUCUGUUUAAAAAUUGCAUUCACAGUGGUUUUAUAAGCCCGACGCUUAAACCACUCCAAAAUCCACAAUUUGACCUCGUAUUGAAUUUAUUCUAAGCUCUUUCCCAUAUCUAGAGGUCAUUUUUGCUAAAACCGAAAAAUGACUGCUAAACCAAGUGGUAUUUUCGUUUUAUGGUCUUCAAUUACUUUUAAUUACAAUUGUUUUUAUACGCAACUCUUUAUGUCCUUUUGAUGGACUGAAGUUACGUAAAUGUCUUCACUGAUUAAAGAAUAUUUCUUCCGUAGAAAUAUAACGACGUCUCGGUGAAUAAUUUCGUCGUGUAAAAAUAUGGUUGUUGGCCGAUUUGUGUAAGGAGGGUGUUAAAUGUGUGUUUGUGUGUGUUAAUUUAGAUUGCAGUGUUACCAAAUCACACUUGUGUUUCUUUUAUAUAUAAUACCGUGACACCUUGACUGUGGCACAUCCUGUCUGCAGCACAACUCUGACAAUCGCUUUGGGAUUGAAUACUGACUAUUGAAUAAGAUCCGUCCAUUUUUGCAAAUACUGUGAUGACUAAUUUAAAUAUUACUUUAACAUUAGUUAAGAGAUUUAUUUUGAGUGCUACUUGGCUUUUGAUGUAUAAUAAUUUUAAGUAGAAACUGAAA